AGCAGAUCCAGGAGCUGAAGACGAUCACUCGGCUCCAGGGUGAGCCGCCCCCAGGGGACCACCCUGCCUGGCCCCUCCCUGGGCUCAGAGGCUCUCAGAUUUAACACAGGGCCAGUCCAGGGCAAACAAGGGCUAGUGGCCACCCCCCCAAACAGACCUACGAGAAGGGACCAAAGGGACUGCCACGCAGGGGGCUUCAAAGAGAUGUGUGAGCACUGCGAGCCCCAAAGCUGGAGGAGACAGGAAAGGACCCACCUGUUUCUCUGGCCCGUGGGUCUGGAAGGGAUCCCAGGAUGUGCCCCGCACAGCCACCCCCAUAAGCACCGUUGAGCCAGGAAGCCCAUGACUCUGAGCAGUGGGGGGAAGGACUGUACCGUGGGAUCAGCGUUCUCCUGCCUGCCCCACCUCGGACAGCCCUGGUGUGGAGCCCCCUUGGCUCGGGGACCCAGACCCACCCACAUCCUGGCCCCCUGGCCCUCUGCCCCUCCGCCCCCACCCCCCACCCCAGAGCAAUGCCGGGCACUGCAAAUCCAAGCGGUAAAGGAGAAGACGGCCAAGAACAAAAGCACGCUGGCCCUCCUGCGCAGCGGCAUCCGUCGUGGGACCCAAGACUGGGCUUUGGCCGAAAAGUAUGACCAGCGGACCAUUUCCAAGGCUUGCAGGAAGGACGUGUCCAUGAGGCUGGCCCACGGCCGCUCCACCAUGGAGGUGGCGCGGGAGAAGCUGCGAAAGUACGUGUUCGACCGCGUGAACGUACACAACGUGCUGAUCCACCUGGUGCGGCGGCGGGGUCAGAAGCUGGAGAGCAUGCAGCUGGAGCUGGCCAGCCUGAGGAGCCAGCCGGCCGCCACCAAGGAGGAGCUGCACCUGCUGCAGGUCAUCCGCCAGCUGGAGAACAACAUUGAAAAGACCAUGGUCAAGAUCACCACAAGUCAGAACAUCCACCUGCUGUACGUGGGCCUGCUGGACUACCUGAAGAAAGAGCUGACCGGGUACCCCAUGGAGCUGGACAAGCUGCAGAAUCUGGUGGACGACUACUGCUCAGAGCUGUCAGACAUGACAGUCAUGUCCCAGGACGCUAUGAUGAUUACAGAUGAGGUCAAGAUGAACAUGCGGCAAGGGGAGGUGACUUUCAUCCAGGAACGCAGGGCUCGCGAGAACCGGCUCAAUCAGCAGAAAAAGCUGAUUGACAAGAUCCACACGAAGGAGACCAACGAGAAGUACCGCCGGGGCCGGCUGGACCUGGACUUCCCCUCCAAUCUCAUGGGUACAGAGACCGUGAAAGUAAGAAAAAGGGAGACCUCCAAGGCAGACAUGAAGUACCAGACAGAUGUGACCGCUUUGGUGGAGAAAGUGAAGACGGCAGUGCGGUGCUCCCACCUCUGGGACAUCGCUGGCCGGUUCCUGGCUCAGAGGAACACCGAGGAGAACCUGGAGCUGCAGACGGAGGACUGUGAGGGGCGGCGGGCGAGGCUAGAGGCUCUGAUGAAGAAGCUGGAAGUGGAGCAGGCGAUCCUGAAGUUCCGAGAGACGCCCGCCUCCACCAGCUUCAAGUCCGUGGAGAAGCGAAUGAAGGACAUGCUGAGCGAAGAGGAAGACCGACUGCGGCUAGCCUACGCCAGCACUGCCAAGAGCCAGAAACUGCUGCUGACCGUCCAGACAGGCAUCGACAACCUCUUCAUCCGGCUGAUUGGCAUUGCCCUGCCCACAGCCCAGAAAGAAGUGGCGCUCUCCGACAGCCUCGACAUGUUCGGCAAGCUGGCGUACUGCGAAGCGAAGCUGCUGCACCUGGCCGACAGAGUGCAGACGCUGUCCAUCACCGAGGAGGUAGACACAAAGGUGAGGGAUACCCUAGAGACCUCGACUCUGAAGGAGAAGUACAACACCAGGGUCAGCUUUGAGGACCUGGAGGACGAUAUGAUAGAGACCUUCCAGUUCGCGGACGUGGACCACAGCUACGUGCCCUCGCGCGCCGAGAUCAAGCGGCAGGCCCAGCGGCUGCUGGAGGGCCGGCUCAAGGCGGCCAAGAAGAAGAAGAAGUAGC
Molecule: messenger RNA, 2044 nt
Organism: Neogale vison (American mink)
Lineage: Eukaryota; Metazoa; Chordata; Mammalia; Carnivora; Mustelidae
Gene: CCDC183
Product: coiled-coil domain containing 183
Exons: 13
Coding region: 343-2043 (566 amino acids)
Source: RefSeq, a predicted model, not a curated record